AUGUUCGCACACUAUAUUCCUCCAGAGUUGGCUGAAUUGGUGCAAGCGGGCGUUUUUGUGCCGCUAGUUGGACCGAACGGUCGACCCAAUGGACGAAACCCACCGUACACUUUACCUUUAGCCCACCUACCUAUGAUGCAUAUGGCAGCUGCUCGUCAUGCGUCGUCAGCAUGUCCUGGAGAAGGGCCUCCACAGAUGCGGAAGAUGUUUAUUGGAGGCCUCAGUCACGAAACGAAUGAUGAUGCAUUGCGUACCUACUUCACGCAAUGGGGACCUGUAGUUGAUGCCAUCGUGAUUCGUGAUCCUACUACGAAACAAUCGCGUGGUUUUGGUUUUGUCACUUUUGCUACCAUAGCAAGCCUCGAAGCGGCUAUGAUGGAUCGACCCCAUGUUAUCGCUGGGAAAACGGUGGAUUCGAAACGUGCAAUUCCUCGUGAACAGAUGACACCAAUGUUCCCGCCACCGUUCUUCUCGUGUGAGCAAUCACCCGGUUGCAAACUUUUGUUAUCAGGGCUCAAUUGGGACUACCACAGUGUUGAUACUCUCCGUAUAUAUUUUGAGAAGUUUGGAUCUUUAGAUCAGGUGGAAAUUCUCGGAGAUCGCCGAGGUUUUGGAUUUGUUGUCUAUGAAGACAAGCAAAGCGCUGACAAAUGCUUGAACGAAAACAACGGCAGGCACAUAAUUGCAUCAAAGAGAGUGGACGUGAGGCCUUUCCCCAAACGACAAUCGACAUAUUGGCGUCGUAAUCCAGAUGCCCCUAGUAGUGGAACAACGAAUACAGCAGCACCACCUGCUCCACCAACGCUUUACGAUCAGCUUGCUGCAAUGAACUUGAACACUAGAGCCACGCAGUAUGACGAAGACAGUAGUUAUGGCGGCACAACUACUGAGGAUGAUUGCAAGUCGAGUGAACAUGGCAGCUCAUCAUCAGCUAUUGAUACCAAUUCGCCUAGCAAUACAUCGCAG
This is a messenger RNA of Ostertagia ostertagi, 966 nucleotides long. The record is from the annotation of a GenBank genome assembly. NCBI's taxonomy places the organism in Eukaryota, Metazoa, Nematoda, Chromadorea, Rhabditida, Trichostrongylidae.